Messenger RNA from Photinus pyralis (common eastern firefly), 2084 nucleotides. RefSeq names its product actin-related protein 8 (gene Arp8). Gene Ontology annotation, biological process: regulation of DNA-templated transcription; double-strand break repair. The coding region runs from base 223 to 1701 and encodes 492 amino acids. The transcript is spliced from 10 exons. NCBI's taxonomy places the organism in Eukaryota, Metazoa, Arthropoda, Insecta, Coleoptera, Lampyridae. The record is from RefSeq and is a predicted model, not a curated record. Gene Ontology annotation, cellular component: Ino80 complex.
AUUACCUAACCACAGCCUUCUUGUGACAUAACCUCAAAUGUUGUUGUGUUUUUAAUAUUUUCUAUUUUUCUAAACAAGAUUUAUUACAAAAUUAAUGGCUAAGUUAGAAUUUGGAUUAAAGCAACAGUGGCUCUUGCAGGAAGGUGUAAUGGACCUAGUGUAAAUAUCACUUGAUGGCAAAGAGUGCUUUGAUUUUUUCUUACUCUACUGCAGGGACAAAUUAUGCCAUUACCCAUGAUUGCCACACCACAGCCAGAGUUUUAUCAUUCGAAAUCGAUAAUAGUAAUCCAUCCGGGCUCUUUAAACUUACGCAUCGGUAGGGCGUCGGACUUGAAUCCUAUAACAGUACUUCACGCAAUCGCUCGUAGGCGUUAUCCUUAUGGUGAAGUGUACAGGGAUUCGUUUCUUCCACCACGAGUUGAUAAUCAAUCGCAAGAAAUUGAAGAGGCACGUUUAUCUGUGUCGCAUACGCUGCAAUCUUGUUUACAAUCAGAUGGAAGACGGAGGUACGCUACACCACCACAGCAAAUUGCAGCGUUCAAUAGACGCUCACAUGCGGAAGUAUUGGCUAAUAGUGGUGGCGAAUGGAUAAAGCCAGAAGGAGAUAUUGUAAUUGGAAACGAUAUUUUAAGAAUGAAUAUCGACGAGCACUUUAAUAUACAUUUUCCUUACAGGCGCGGCGAUUUUAAUAUUCAUACUGGGCCUGGUGGCUCGAUCACAUCCAUCGUUGCUGAUUUGGAGGCUAUUUGGAUUUAUGUUUUGCAGACUUAUUUAAAUAUCGAGAAGAAAGAGUUGCCUAAUUAUAAGGCAGUGCUGAUUAUUCCAGAUGUGUACAACAGGACACAUUUAAGGGAAUUGGUGACAUUAUUGUUGAUAAAUAUGGGUUUUUCUGGUUGCUUCCUAGUGCAGGAUCAUGUUGCCGCUACCUUUGGAUCUGGCUUAAGUUACGCUUGUGUGGUAGAUGUAGGCGAUCAAAAAACCUCAGUAUCAUGUGUUGAAGAUGGAAUCUGCCAUCCUAAUACACGGGUCCGCUUGGAUUAUGGAGGUGCAGAUAUCACCCAAGUAUUUUAUUGGCUGCUUCAGAAAUGUGCAUUCCCAUACAAAACGUGCAGUGACGCCAAUAAGUUGGAUACAAUGUUGCUUAGAAAAUUAAAAGAGGAUUUCUGUCAUGUUAAUUUGGAUAUAUGUGGGUCUUUAGAGAAAACAUUUAUUUUAAAACAACCCCAGAAACCCGUUUUACAAUAUACCAUACAAGUCGGAGAUGAAUGCAUAGUGGCGCCCUUGAGUUUAUUUAGUCCAGAAUUGUUUGGAAUAACUGGAAGUAAAACGGUAUGUACUCAGAAACGUUCAACAGGAGAUCCGGAAGAUCCUCACGAUGAGAAUUACCUAAGAGAAACCAGAAGGAAAGGAAUGAAAGAAAAUUUGGAACCAUCUGCGGACCUGCUUGGCGAUCCCUAUUUAGAACAAGCUGGCGGUGGGAAUAAUGUUAACGAUGACGACAUCGUUGUUGAUGCCAUCGAUAUUGCUCCAGCAAAUUCCGAUAGGGAUUUUAUUGUCAACCCGGGACAAAUAUUGGGAUUGGACCAAGCUGUUCUGCAAAGUAUUGACAGAUGCCCAAAUGAAGAUCUGAAACGAAAGAUGUAUGGUUGUAUUCUAGUGGUCGGUGGUGGUAUGAAGUUUUCCGAGCAGGUUCGUUUCUAAUGUGGUAGUUUGUAUCUAGAGAGAAGGCCACAUAUUUGGGCCCAUUGUACUGCCUCCUUGUGCCUAGAGAUGUUUGACCCCGACUUCACUACUCAAGCUACCGACAGCUUUAACCUCUGCUAAUAUGAAUUUGGAAGUUGUGCGAGUGACAGGGCAAGUGGUGACUCCGGAUAGCAAAAAUGUUGUUUGAGGCAUCAGCAUUUUCUUUUCCUAAUGUGGUGGAUUCUGUAUUGGAUUUUUUGUUUGUAGAGCAACUAGACAUUAUCACAAAUCCUCGUGACAUGGAUCCAGCCAUGGCCGCCUGGAAAGGAGCAUCGAUAAUUUCUUGUUUAGAAACCGCGCAUGAACUUUGGAUUACGGCCAAUGAGUGGGAGAAGUAUGGU